This is a messenger RNA of Rhododendron vialii, 680 nucleotides long. RefSeq names its product heavy metal-associated isoprenylated plant protein 2-like. The transcript has 3 exons. Gene Ontology annotation, molecular function: metal ion binding. Bases 70 to 411 code for a protein of 113 amino acids. NCBI's taxonomy places the organism in Eukaryota, Viridiplantae, Streptophyta, Magnoliopsida, Ericales, Ericaceae. The record is from RefSeq and is a predicted model, not a curated record.
GUUACGUACGGAGUUCGUUUUCAAGUCAUAGAUUUGCUUAAUUUGGUCAUAGAUUUGCUUUGCAAAACAAUGAUAUUGAAAACAGAGAUGAAGGUCGACAUUCACUGCCAAAAGUGCAUUACUACGGUAUUCAUGUCUGCUACUAAGCUAAUAGGAAUUGAUGAGAUAUCUGUGGACAGUGAGAAGGGUAUUGUGACUGUAAUUGGAGAGGUUGAUCCAAGGAGAGUCGCAGAUCAGAUCAGCAAGACUGGAAAGAUAGUAAAUAUCAUCAGUGUUGGUCCACCAAAGAAACCAGAGCCUAAAACAGAAAAGAAGUGUCCAGAAGUAAUUUUUCCAUGGUCCUGGUGCCCGCCCCCUUGCCCGCCCCCUUGUCCGCCCCCUUGCCCGCCCCCUUGUCCGCCCCGUUGUUAAUUCCUCGAAGGCACUUGUUUGUGUAGGCGACGCUCAUGUUUGUUGAUGGUUGAUUUAACUCCGUCGUUCUAUUUGAUUGAGAGAGAGAGAGAGAGUGAGUGAGUGAGUGUGUUUGUGUUAUUUGUUCGUCGAUUAUGAAAUGCUAAGGCUUUGUUUGGGGAGACUUUUAGUGUGGGAUGAUUUGAUAUGAGUUUGUUGAACUACUUAAAGAAUAUGUCACCUGCUCUCGUCUUUUGAGUUAUUAAAAAAAGGAGCUCGUAUUUUAGUUU